UAGCUAAACAGGAAGUCGGGCUACAUGUCAGCAUACGACGACUGAGAAAAUACUUGUAUAGAAUUGUAUAUAAUUCAUAUCUUCAUGAACGCUGAAACAGAGAGUGAAAAGAUCGAAACCGCACUGAGGAAAAGACGACUUUUGGGGGGCGGAGACUAUUGUGAAAGCGCGGCAGCGGAAGUGACAUUGACUGUCCCGUAGCUGCUAGUCCCAGCUGACACUCGGACGCUCACGUUCGGAAAGAAAUCAACACGGGACCGAACCGAACCGAACACACAACCGGACGGAAGCUCGACUUUAAGGCGCCAGCAGUGCGCGCGGUAGGAAGCCUUUAUUGGGGACAUUUUUCCUCUGACGGAGACGUGCUAAGCUAAUGCUAACGGAGCGAGCCCGUGUGCCGUGUACGUUGCAUGCAGUCGUUUGUGUCGUGAAUGCUAAGUGUUAACAGUCACAACGCAAACAGUCCACUUAAAACGCGAGCGCGAAGGUAAGCGAGCAUGUUUGCGUUGGCUGCAGCUUGUCGACACGAGAACGAUGAAACUUGAUGACAAGUUAGGGAUUCCUGACGCUCCAACCUGCCGAACGUUCUGCCACGUGAGAGAAAAAUCGAACUAUUAAUGCUGAAAACUAUUACUGGAAAUCCACUUGAAUGGAGUUGCCAAGGGUAACGGAGUAAGGGAAGCGGUCGGGGUGAUGCCACUGCACAUGGUCGUCAUGGAGAACGGACAGCACGGCAACACGACGACGACGACGACGACGAGGCUCGGCCUGCCGCCGCUCACUCCUGACCAGCAGGAGGCGCUGCAGAAGGCUAAGAAGUACGCCAUGGAGCAGAGCAUCCGGAAUGUUCUCGUCAGGCAGAACAUUGCUCAGCAACAGCAGCUCAGCGGACUGCAGAUGGCAUCCUUGUCAAUGGGUUUAGGUGAACUUUCACCUCUGCAGUCAGUGGCUGCCCAACGCCAGCGCGCCCUGGCCAUCAUGUGUCGCGUGUACGUGGGCUCCAUCUACUACGAGUUGGGCGAGGACACCAUCAGGCAGGCCUUCAUCCCCUUCGGACCAAUAAAAAGCAUCGAUAUGUCCUGGGACUCCGUCACCAUGAAGCACAAGGGUUUCGCAUUUGUGGAGUACGAGACGCCGGAAGCCGCUCAGUUGGCACUGGACCAAAUGAACUCUGUCGUCCUGGGAGGACGAAACAUUAAGGUGGGCCGGCCCAGCAACAUCGGGCAGGCGCAGCCGAUCAUCGAGCAGCUGGCGGAGGAAGCUCGCGUCUUCAACCGGAUCUACGUGGCGUCUGUUCAUCCCGACCUGUCGGACGGUGACAUCCGGAGUGUCUUCGAGGCCUUCGGCAAGAUCAAGUCAUGCAUGUUGGCCCAUGAGCCGACCACGGGACGUCACAAAAGCUACGGUUACAUCGAGUACGACAAGCCUCAGUCCGCAGUCGACGCGGUGGCCUCUAUGAACCUGUUUGACCUGGGCGGCCAGUACUUGCGAGUGGGGAAGGCCGUCACCCCGCCCGUGCCACUCAUCGGCGCCUCCGGAGACCUCACCGCAGCCGCCAACUUCACUGCACAGGAUCCAGUGGGCGCGUCGGUGCUGCGAGCGCUGGCCGGUCUUCCCCAAGGCGUCAUGGCGGCUCAGGCUCCAGGCGUCAUCACAGGCGUGACCCCGGCUCGACCCGGGCUGCCGCAAGUGGCUCUGGUCAAUCCCGUCCUGGCCACGCCCCCUGCCCCGAGGACGCAGGAAGCGCUCCGCCAGGGGGCGCGUUUGGACGAGAGUAAACACGAACAGAUGGACGGACACCACGAUAUCAACAAGAUCAUACGCAAUCCCAAAUCCCGCGUGAUGGUUCUGAGGAACAUGGUGGGCCAGGACGACAUCGACGACGACCUGGAGGGAGAGGUCACCGAGGAAUGCGGGAAGUUUGGCCAGGUCAAGCGAGUGGUCAUCUACCAGGAACGUCAGGGAGAGGAAGAGGACGCCGCCGUCAUCAUCAAGAUCUUCGUCGAGUUCUGCCACACGGCCGAGAUGAACCGGGCCGUUUGGGCUCUGGACCGCCGCUGGUUCGGAGGUCGCAAAGUGGCGGCCGAGGCGUACGAGCAGGACCGCUUUGAGAAUAACGACCUGUCGGCGUAGACGGCGGCCCGUGGCGACCUGUCGGCGUAGACGGCGGCCCGUGGCGACCUGUCGGCGUAGACGCCGGCCAACGGGCCGCCGCCGCCUCAGGAAGUAACGUAAGGGGCGGCGUAAGGUCCCGCUUUGGUUUCAGAACCCGAAUCGGGCCUCGAAUGAGCGGCUAAGUCAGCGCGCUCAGUCGACCCGUUAGUUCCGACGGCACCUUUUAGAAAACAGGAAGUGGACGUAAAGAACCUCGGUAACGUUUGUCAGCCGUCUUAAGAAUGCGAGUAAAUGUUUACGGUCACCAUGGGAACCACAUUACCACCGCUGUGCUCCACGUGUGACGUAGCCUGAUUAAUAAGUUCCCCCACAACUUUGUUUGACUCUCAAAUAAUGUCGACAAACACUUUGUAAAGGUUUAUCUUUGUUUUAUAUAAAAGCAAACAAAGAAUAAACACUUUGUAAAGGUU
Molecule: messenger RNA, 2585 nt
Organism: Phyllopteryx taeniolatus (common seadragon)
Lineage: Eukaryota; Metazoa; Chordata; Actinopteri; Syngnathiformes; Syngnathidae
Gene: puf60a
Product: poly-U binding splicing factor a
Exons: 10
Coding region: 694-2133 (479 amino acids)
Biological process (GO): alternative mRNA splicing, via spliceosome; mRNA splice site recognition; regulation of alternative mRNA splicing, via spliceosome
Cellular component (GO): catalytic step 2 spliceosome; precatalytic spliceosome
Molecular function (GO): RNA binding
Source: RefSeq, a predicted model, not a curated record